CAAAGGGUCAUUUUUUAUCUUGCAAUUCUGCCAAAACCACUUAAGGACUCAGAGGUUUCUGAAAUAAUACCUCUUUUUCAAAAUACGAGACCACCACUUGAACUUCUGGAAUUUAUAUAUAAAAGCAUUCAGAAAAUAUCAGAUUCUUAAGAACUCUAAGAUGAUUCGGAAGGACUUGCGCGUGUCGGGAACUUACUUGUUAUGUAAUGGCAAUCGCAUCCACAAAUUCAGGAUAAAAUGGCGUUCAAAGAGUACACCCACUAUGGAGCAAAGACGUGAAGUGAUGCGAGUAACUGAAGACAUUGUGAAAACAAAUAAUCUUCCAGAAAGAAUAACAACGGGUCAGCUGAAAAUUACGACCAAAAUAUCUUUCUGGAGUCCUAGAUCCAAAGCAUUCUCCUUACGUCAGUUUAGGUCUGAGAAGCAAGGGCAUCUUUCAGCACAUAAACAUUCAUAUGUUUUGAGGGUUUCUCUUGCUGAUAGCAAAGAACAACAAGACUGUGAACAUGUGCAUACUUUUUCUUUCAUGCACAGCGAAGUUGGUUGGAAAAAUGAAUUACUACCAUUUCAUCCAGAGAAGAAAGUUGUUGAAACUGUUGCCAAUGGCAUUAAUUUUGUACAAAUGAAUGGGAUACAAUUGCACACCAAAGAUGCAGGUGCUAUGAUGCAUGAUGGUAAACAUAUGCAUCAGAAUCAAGCAAAUACAAAAGAGUCAGUUGAAGUAAUAGUAGACAGAUAUGAUGGAGAACAACAUUUUGCAAGAACCAAUGAAACCGAACAAGAUUUUGUUUCAAGAAAACAACAUUUUGCAAGAACCAAUGAAACCGAACAAGAUUUUGUUUCAAGAAUUGAAAAAUUGGAAAAACUGGUGGAGAGAGCUUGUAUGGCUGCCAAAGUCCAUCAGAAUCAAGCUAUGAUUGUUGGUUAUAACAAAGAACAACAUGCCUCAGAAGUAGCAGCAGCCAGCAUGAAAACAGAAAUUAUAAAUAGCAGUGGGGCAGCUAGUCCCACAAUAAAGUUACAUCAUGAUUUAGAAUAUGAACCCAAUGAAAUUGGGAACACUGUUAAUGCUGGGAAAAACUCCUCCUUUCCAAUUAUAGAUGCAGGAACACACUGCCAAAAUGAAACCAUAUUAACACAUGACAAAUAUGUUAAACAUCCAUCUUCAACUAACAAACUGGCUGCAGCUCAUCUGCAGGUUGUCACUACUCACUGGAAAUUUGGUAACAUCAAAGUUUCUACGAACAGAAACUUAGACACGUUUGAUAUAAGUAAAGCUGCAAUCCACAGGCAGUGUUCAGCUUGUAAUAUCCAUGUACAUAAGGUGCCUGUAGACUACAAGGAAAAAAAUGCCGUGGCAAAACUUCAGGCAUGUGAGUUACCGUUGACAGUUAGCUCGUACAGUGCACUCAGUCAUGAUACUUGCACAGUAAGACAGAAUUACAAGUUGCCUGAUAAAAUGAGUGUGUGUAGUAAAAUAACUGCAGAUGUUGCGAUCAAACGUAAAAGGCGGCACAAUCAAAAUGAAAGUGAAAUUUGUGAGUUACCAAAGAAGAAAAGAGUGACAAGUGCAGGUAUAGCCCCAGUAAUUUUGGGACCUCCAAGUUUCCAAGAAUUCAGCCCUUAUCAUGAAGGUGUGAUGUCAGUAUUCAAUGCCUUGAAAACAUUUCAAAAUAUUCUUGGUGGAGCUGAAGGUAGAAACAAAGUAGAAUCAAAUCUUACAGAUCUUGGUGAAAAUUUGGAGAAUUGGCUUACGUAUCAAAGUAGUCUUUCAAGAUUAAGGGCUGUGCCUAGGGUUAAUAGUGACAAAAAAUUGAGAGAGAUACGUAGAUAUAUAAUACGAUAUUUAAGAAACAGAAAUGCAAAUAUGGCAUUUUCCCAAGAAAAUGAAAAACUUUUAUGUUCUUCUCCGGAUUUGCGAAUUUGUGAUACACAUUCUGACCAUCACACUAAAAGAGCACUUAUUAUGAGGUCAGAAGGAAAUGAAAUUAUAAUGCAAGAUUUAUCCAAAGAAUCUUGGCAGAGCACUCUUGGUAAAAUUGGAGGAAGAUGCUACAAAAAUUCAUCAGCAGUACAAAUGAAGUCUGAGUCACACGUGUGCUCUAGUGGUAAUCAACAAACAUGUGUAUCAAGUCAGAGUCAAGAGCUGAGAGCAUUCAACUCAACUGUUAGCAUUAAGCAACAAACAGUAGAAGAAAAUAAUUCAUUACAAGACAACCUUCAUAAGUCAAAAAUGUGUGAGCCUGCAGUAGAACACAUUGGUGAAACUGAGAGUUCAAAUGUCCAAAAUGUCAAGGUUGGAUUGAUUGAUAACAGAAAUUAUCAACCAUUGGAUGCAGAAAAUGCUGAAAAAUUAAGAUAUAUGGUGAAAGGAAAUAAUGGCAUGUACAAAUGCACAGCAACAAGUGAAAACUUACCAAAAGACAAGGGGAAAUACAAAGUAGAAACUAAUGGUGUAGUACACAUAUUAAGUUUUGGAGAUGAUUUUUCUGGCAUAAUCAAACCAAGGUGCUCUUCUAUGGAAGAAGAAAUGCAUUUAGGAAGGGUAAAGAGACCUGUCCAAGUUCACUAUGAUGAAAUUUGUAUACCCAAUGUUUCGUAUUAUAGAUCACCACAUUUUAGUGCUACGAAUUCAGUAAAGCAAAAGGACAAUAUUGGUUGCAGCAGUGGCCCUGUUCUGUUUGAGAGGGAUAAUGCACUAGAUACUGCGUCUGGUAGUUGCAGUCAUUUACAAAUUAACAGUGAAUUGAAAGUUUCUCAGCAUUCUUUAGCAAAACCCAUUACCAGCAAGACUGCUGAUGUAUCACCCAAAGAGGUCUUGUUGAAUGCUGCCAUGAAAUUGGCAUCUUUGAAAGAACUUCAAACCAUUCCUUCAAUCCGUGCACUUCGUACAACUUUGAUACAGCAAGGAGUUGACAAGGCCAUAGAGCAAACAAAAUUGUCAUCUUCGGUGUAUCCUGAGUGUUAUAUUUCUACUUGCUCACAGGAUUUUUCUUUACAUGAAAUCCCACUAAAAUCAAGAUCAAGAACAGUCACAACUGCUUCAGAUAGCUGCAACACAUUAGACAGAUUUGAAGAUUGUUCUAAUACAAACACUGCUGGAUCUUUGACAGAAAUUUAUUCAUCAGUAUUUGAAGGUUCAGCUAAGAAUGAUUGUAACAAUAUAAACAGGUCUCAGAACUGUAGACCUCAAAGUUUUCACAGGAAAAUGUCAUUUGAAAAGAUCGUGCCUCCAGACCCUGUUGCACCAUCAGUUCACAGUAAGACAUGUGUAAUUGCUAAUCCUGUUAGAGUGAAUGUUGGGAAAUUGUUAUCGUGUUCCAAAAUACAAGUAUUCUUCACAACGGAACUUUAUGUAAAUGCUGAUUGUCUGCCUAGAUUAACUGACUGUAAACUACACAAUAUGUCACCAAACUCACAGGCAUCAUCAAAUGGGGAAGGUGAUUUGAUUAAAUCUUUCCUUCAAUUAAUGGCAUUUAAUGCAGCUCAGAAAGCCUGCUCAAGUUUCAGCAAUCAACCUAGUAUGGCAAAUCAGUCUCCAAGAUUCAAAAUUUCUGAAAGAAACAAACUGCAUGCAACUUCCCCUAGUGAAUGUGUUGUUAAUCCAAAUAAAAUGACACUUUCUCAUGCAUACAACUUUUUAAAAUGUACAUGUCUUUCCAUAGAAACAAGAGAAUCCAUUUCAUCUACGUUUUCUCACUGUAAGUGCCCUCCUUCGGUUAAAUUCCAGGGUGUAUCUGCUUUCUAUACUGUGAUGGGCUCUCAAGCAAAAAGAAUAACUCCUCGUAGACAGUUAAUUGACAUAAUUCAUAACAUUAAAUCAGAUGUAAAGGAUAGAAGCAAUAUUUGUGACAGACAGCACUGUUUUUAUUUUCAUGUUGAUGAAGAAGAAUCAGUUGAAGGGUUUUACUCAACAGUAGAAAAAUACUGCUCAGCUCUUUCUAAAUUUCACAGCCAUCAAUAUACCUCAUCAAGAAGCAUUGAGAUACUUCUGCGCGACAUAUGGUUACCGGGACACAAGCAUAGUAUAUCAUUUUAUGUAAACUUACCCUUGCAGAAAUGUAAAUGCAGCUAUUGUGGUUUGGAUACUACUGUAGAAUUAUGCCUCAAUUGUGGUGAACUUUUUGAGCGGACAGAAUUGGGGAAUUAUGUUCCUUUCGACGAUCAAAAAACUCCAGAGCAUGUAAAUAUGAAAAUGGAAACUAGCGAAGCAGCUGUCGAAGUUUUGAACCUGGUAAAUAAUCUGUAUUUAUGCAAACCAGUUGUUGUUGUACAACAAACUGAUACCAAUGUGUGUAAGCAGAAUAAAACUAGUGGACGUAUAAGGAAAAAACGUAAGCAUCUGUGCUGCACAGUCUAGGAAAGCUUCAGCACAAAACAGGACGGUAUUUUGUUGCAUAAUACAUUGGAAAUGUGCGAAAUAAGGACAUUUCAGUGUUCAAGGGGGAACCAACCUCUAUGUAUAUUAUUCUGUUAAUAGCUGUGAUAAUGUAAGUUGCUGUUUUUCAAGAUAAUGUUUCCAAAGAAAGAAAAUUAUUAUAUUAAGUGAAUGGUAUCAGCACUGGAGCACAAAGGUCCCAGUAUUUGAAAUCAAUUAAACCAGAUAAUGAUUAUUCCCCCCCCUCCCCCCCCCCCUUCCUAUGCACACUACCACUGCAUAAGUGAUGAAUUAUCUUCUUACAAAUGUUUCCUUUGUCAGAAGGGACAGAUAGGGAAUGUUAAAAUUUGGGUGCCCUCACUGUAAUUUUUUCUGUAAAUAUUUUCACCUUUCAUGGUGGUUUGUUUUUCUCCCUCUCUGAUGAUGGUGAACAUCAUCUUACCAUUAACGGUUUUUUGUGUGCGUGUGUUUUCUCAUCGAGCUAAGCCUUUUCUUUUUAAUUUCUUCAAAUGAACAGUUGAAUUAAGAAACUAGAGACUCAACAACUCCUGUGUGUGUGUGUGUGUGUGUGUGUGUGUGUGUGUAGGGGGGACCUAAAUCAGUUGUUCCUUUUUCCAGUAAGUAAAUGCUCUUCUGUCACAAGUUGUAAUUUUCAGUUUGACUUUUGAAAGGUAACAGACUAACCCCCCACCCCCAGUAUUGUGGAGAAUAUUUUCUUUUAUGGAUGAUUCUGUGCAACAGAAAAGUAAUAUUUUAUAAUAGAAGGAAUAUUUAUUUGUAUUUUUCACAUGACUGACAGGAAACAUAAGCUCCAUGUGUUCUAGCUGGACAUAAAUAAUUUAUUUUAAUAAUCACAACAGUUGUUAUAGUGAUGUUAUUUGUGUAUAUAUAUCUAUAAUAAUGUUUUUCCUGUGCCUUCUGAUUUGUUUGUAACAUAUGUGGUGUCUGUUUUACACUA
Messenger RNA from Schistocerca nitens (vagrant locust), 5336 nucleotides. RefSeq lists its product as uncharacterized. The record is from RefSeq and is a predicted model, not a curated record. Lineage: Eukaryota; Metazoa; Arthropoda; Insecta; Orthoptera; Acrididae. Bases 161 to 4360 code for a protein of 1399 amino acids. The transcript is spliced from 9 exons.